Prunus armeniaca (apricot) is the source of this 444-nucleotide messenger RNA. The record is from the annotation of a GenBank genome assembly. NCBI's taxonomy places the organism in Eukaryota, Viridiplantae, Streptophyta, Magnoliopsida, Rosales, Rosaceae.
AUGGGAAAGGAUCUGAGCGACGACCAAGUAUCGUCAAUGAAGGAGGCGUUCACUCUCUUCGACACCGACAACGACGGCAAGAUCGCUCCUUCGGAACUCGGGAUCCUAAUGCGAUCGCUCGGAGGCAACCCGACCCAGGCCCAACUCAAAUCCAUAGUCGCCGAGGAGAAGCUCACGGCCCCCUUCGACUUCCCUCGCUUCCUCGACCUCAUGGGCAAGCACAUGAAGCCCGAGCCCUUCGAUCGCCAGCUCCGCGACGCCUUCAAGGUCCUCGACAAGGAUUCCACCGGCUUCGUCUCGGUCUCGGAGCUCCGGCAUAUCCUCACCAGCAUCGGCGAGAAAUUGGAACCAUCCGAGUUCGACGAGUGGAUCCGGGAGGUCGAUGUCGGGUCCGAUGGAAAGAUCAAAUACGAGGACUUCAUUGCCAGAAUGGUGGCCAAGUGA